AUGGCGUUAUUGCCGUACGUAUAUCGUAUGGAUGAUGCGUGUAUUUCACCGGAGUAUUAUGACAAUAAUGGUUGGCGUUCGCUUACGGCUUUUGCUAGACGUGGACUGUUAACAAAAAUAAUCCAGAGUGCUUUCGUUCUAUUAAUGGUGGUGUUGUGCGACAUUUGGAGGUGCGGCCCUGGUUAUGGAUUGGGGGUUCGACUGUACAACGAUUGCAGUAGUCGAAAUGUCAGGGUUGACUUCCGGGGACGAGUCCUCGCCAACGACGAAACUUCGAAUGCACUUCAAAACUUGACUGUCAAAUCCCUGGACUUCAGUAUUCAACUGUCGAUAUUCGCUGAAGAGUCGCAUCGGUAUUUGUGUUUCAACAACAAAUGGUCCCUUGUUGGUUCGAAACGCUUCCGCGGCCCCAAGUGUCUGUUCUACGAGGAAAUGUUGUCCACCGGUUAUACGCGAUAUAAGUCGGUGGUCGACCAGUCACGGUACAUCGGUUUCAACCGGAAGGGCCGGCCGAUGAAGCGCCAUGUGUUCCAAACGGACCCGUUGAACCGGUGCCUGAAUUUCCUCAAGUUAGACACGAAGUUCGACAUCAGCGAUCACAACCGCAAGGUGGCUGCUUCGUUCGGCAAGAAUGUCAUCGGCGGUGGCGGCAAGCGCAACGGUACGAUCAAGAAACCGUUGACAUCAAUCAUUGGCGGUAACAUCAGAAAGUCGCCCUCCACGACCACAACCACCACCACCACCACCACCACCACCACCACGACAACCACCACCACCACCACCACGACACCACCACCACCACCACCUCCUCCUUCACGACCGACCACCAAGCACAGUCGAAUUCGGUUCAGACACAACAGACGUAACAGACACCACCAUCCUGAAGCCCUUCAAACACUCGAUCAAGCCUAAAACAAUUUCUCAACAAAAACCGGAACACAACGAAGUUUAUUAAAAAAAAAAAAAAAAAAA
Molecule: messenger RNA, 972 nt
Organism: Sipha flava (yellow sugarcane aphid)
Lineage: Eukaryota; Metazoa; Arthropoda; Insecta; Hemiptera; Aphididae
Exons: 5
Coding region: 1-912 (303 amino acids)
Biological process (GO): fibroblast growth factor receptor signaling pathway; positive regulation of protein phosphorylation; positive regulation of gene expression
Cellular component (GO): cytoplasm
Molecular function (GO): type 2 fibroblast growth factor receptor binding; growth factor activity; type 1 fibroblast growth factor receptor binding
Source: RefSeq, a predicted model, not a curated record